Balaenoptera ricei (Rice's whale) is the source of this 1674-nucleotide messenger RNA. RefSeq names its product acyl-CoA thioesterase 12 (gene ACOT12). Lineage: Eukaryota; Metazoa; Chordata; Mammalia; Artiodactyla; Balaenopteridae. Gene Ontology annotation, molecular function: acetyl-CoA hydrolase activity; lipid binding. The record is from RefSeq and is a predicted model, not a curated record. Gene Ontology annotation, cellular component: extracellular exosome. The transcript has 15 exons. Bases 1 to 1674 code for a protein of 557 amino acids.
AUGGAGCUGGAGCGGCCGGCGCCCGGCGAGGUGUGCAUGAGCCAGGCCAUCCAGCCCACGCACGCCAACCUCCGCGGAGAGCUGAGCGCCGCUCAGCUGCUCAAGUGGAUCGACGCUACCGCCUGCCUGGCGGCUGAAAAACAUGCUGGGGUUUCCUGUGUUACAGCCUCAGUGGAUGACAUACAAUUUGAGGAGACAGCUAGAGUUGGACAAGUUAUAACCAUCAAAGCGAAAGUUACUAGAGCGUUCAGCACAAGCAUGGAGAUCAGCAUCAAGGUCACAGUACAGGACAUGUUCACUGGCAUUGAGAAACUUGUUAGUGUGGCUUUCUCUACAUUUGUAGCCAAACCAGUUGGAAAAGAAAAGAUUCAUUUAAAACCAGUCACACUUCUAACUGAACAAGAUCAUGUGGAACAUAAUCUGGCUUCUGAGAGAAGGAAAGUUCGAUUACAACAUGAAGAUACUUUUAAAAACUUGAUGAAGGAAAGUGGCAAGUUUGAUGAUCCCACUUGUGAUGAAGAAGAAGGAACGGUUUCCACGAGGGGCACCUCUGUGCAGAGCAUUGAACUUGUCCUCCCACCCCAUGCAAACCAUCAUGGAAACACAUUUGGUGGCCAGAUCAUGGCUUGGAUGGAGAUGGUGGCUACUAUUUCUGCAAGCCGCCUGUGUCGAGCGCAUCCCCUUCUGAAGUCCGUGGACAUGUUUAAGUUCCGGGGACCAUCUACAGUUGGAGAUCGUCUUGUCUUCAAUGCCAUUGUCAACAAUACAUUUCAGACCUGUGUCGAAGUGGGAGUGCGCGUGGAGGCCUUUGACUGCCAGGAGUGGUCUGGGGGCCAGGGCCGUCAUAUCAACAGUGCUUUUCUCAUUUAUAAUGCUGUCAAUGAUAAGGAAGAACUGAUCACAUUUCCCAGAAUCAAACCGAUGUCAAAGGAUGAUUUUAGACGGUAUCGUGGAGCUCUUGCACGCAAGAGAAUUCGCCUAGGCAGAGAAUACAUUAUUUCCCACAAAGGAGAGGUUCCACUUUGCAUACACUGGGAUACUGGCAACCAGGUAUCCUUGAGUAAUGGCAAUGUGGAGGCUCUCAAAAGCCUGGCGGCCAAAAGUGGUUGGGAGAUUACCAGUGCUGUGGAAAAGAUAAAAAUAUAUACUCUGGAAGAGCACAAUAUUUUAUCUGUUUGUGUUGAAAAGCAUGUGGAAAGACCAGCACACUUGGCUUAUCAUCUCUUGUCCGACUUUACCAAGCGACCUUUGUGGGACCCCCAUUAUAUGUCCUGUGAAGUCAUAGACUGGGUAAGUGAAGAUGAUCAGAUAUAUUAUAUCACUUGUCCUGUGGUGAAUGAUGACAAACCCAAAGACUUGGUAGUACUUGUUUCACGGAGAAGGCCUCUCAAAGAUGGUCACACUUACACGGUGGCAGUGAGGUCAGUUAUUCUGCCAUCAGUCCCACCUUCUCCACAGUACGUCAGAAGUGAAAUCAUAAGUGCCGGAUUUCUCAUCCGUGCUAUUGACAGCAGUUCAUGUACCGUAUCUUACUUUAACCAGAUUUCUGCUAGCAUCCUUCCUUACUUUGCUGGAAAUCUUGGUGGCUGGUCAAAAUCCAUUGAAGAGACAGCAGCCUCCUGUAUACAAUUCAUAGAGAACACUACUGAUGAUGGGUUGAUAAGCAUAUUUUAA